AUGUCGGAUUCAGGGACCUCCGGAGAAAUGAGCACCGGCCAGUUAAUUCAGCAGCUCAUCCAAUCAGCUGUGUCCGUCCUGCAGGUGGCGCUGCUGCGCUGGCUGUCCUCCCAGUCCAAUGAAGACCUCCAAGUCCUGACAGCAGUGACCGGGGUCCGGGUGGCCAAGGACCUGCUGGACCGGGUCAGCGGGCAGAACCAGGUCCAAGCCUACAAGACUCAGUGCGUCCUCGCUGUCGCAGACUUCGUCCGUCAGAAUCCCGGUGCCUCCCAGGACCAGAUCAACGCUGAGACCGCUGUUCUGAGGACCAAGACCACAGAAGAAGAACCAUCAGACACCACAGAAGAAGAACUAUUAAACACCACAGAAGAACCAUCUGACACCACAGAAGAAGAACCAUCAGACACCACAGAAGAAGAACUAUUAAACACCACAGAAGAACCAUCUGACACCACAGAAGAAGAACCAUCAGACACCACAGAAGAAGAACUAUUAAAUACCACAGAAGAACCAUCUGACACCACAGAAGAAGAACCAUCAGACACCACAGAAGAAGAACUAUUAAAUACCACAGAAGAACCAUCUGACACCACAGAAGAAGAACCAUCAGACACCACAGAAGAAGAACUAUUAAACACCACAGAAGAACCAUCAGACACCACAGAAGAAGAACCAUCAGACACCACAGAAGAAGAACUAUUAAACACCACAGAAGAACCAUCAGACACCACAGAAGAAGAACCAUCAGACACCACAGAAGAAGAACCAUCAGACACCACAGAAGAAGAACCAUUAAACACCACAGAAGAACCAUCAGACACCACAGAAGAAGAACCAUUAAACACCACAGAAGAACCAUCAGACACCACAGAAGAAGAACCAUUAAACACCACAGAAGAACCAUCAGACACCACAGAAGAAGAACCAUCAGGUCUGAACAGACAAACAUGACAGAAGAAGGAAGUGACUAAAUAUGGGGCCUUAUUUGAUGGUGAUGGUUCAGUUUGUUUGUUUGUUUUCUGUUCAGUUAAAAUAAAACUGUUUCUGAACCAA
Messenger RNA from Sphaeramia orbicularis (orbiculate cardinalfish), 1053 nucleotides. Its product is annotated as proteoglycan 4-like. NCBI's taxonomy places the organism in Eukaryota, Metazoa, Chordata, Actinopteri, Kurtiformes, Apogonidae. The coding region runs from base 1 to 951 and encodes 316 amino acids. The transcript is spliced from 5 exons. The record is from RefSeq and is a predicted model, not a curated record.